AUGCAUCGCGGCGGUGGAGGCGGGCGCAAAACCCUUCUUGCUCCCAUUCAUUUUAUCUUCAGUUUGCUCCAAAAGCGCUCUACGGUCUCAAUAUGGCUCUACGAGAACUUGCGCACGCGGAUCGAAGGCAAGAUCAGGGGUUUCGACGAAUUCAUGAACUUGGUAAUUGAUGAUGCGGUUGAGGUUCAGCUAGCAACAAGAGACGGGCCUGAAAAAAGACGACAACUUGGACAAAUAUUACUCAAGGGCGACAAUGUUUCAUUAAUUCAAUCAUUGGACUGA
Molecule: messenger RNA, 282 nt
Organism: Exophiala bonariae
Lineage: Eukaryota; Fungi; Ascomycota; Eurotiomycetes; Chaetothyriales; Herpotrichiellaceae
Exons: 3
Coding region: 1-282 (93 amino acids)
Biological process (GO): mRNA splicing, via spliceosome; spliceosomal snRNP assembly
Cellular component (GO): U2 snRNP; U4 snRNP; U4/U6 x U5 tri-snRNP complex
Molecular function (GO): RNA binding
Source: RefSeq, a predicted model, not a curated record